AUGGCGGCCGUGGUCGAGGCUACAGCGCUGGACGUCGCCACCGCGCUGCUGCAGGAGCUGUCCGCGGUGAAGGGCGCGGCGGCGUGGCACCGCAAGCUCGUCAGUGGCGUUCUUCAGGUGCAAGACACGCUCAGGAGGAUUGACGGAACCCAGUUGAGUCGUGUGGGCAUGGCUAAGGUUGUGCAGGCCCGCUGCCUGCUGAACAGGGCCCUGGCCAUCGUCGAGCAGCAUGGCGCCUUCGAGUCUCAAUUUCUGCACGCUCAGUGGGAGGGGGAGAUAUCCACCGCCCUCAGGCACCUCUGGAAGCUGCACAUCGAGCUGCUCCUUGCCGCUAAGCUGCAGGAAGAAGUUUCCAGGCAGGUGCCCCCAAGCUCCUAUGGCAGUGACGUCGAGGUGCUGUCCAGUGACACGGGCUCAGUGGACCUUGACCAGGAAUCUUUGGACGGAUGCUAA
Ostreobium quekettii is the source of this 453-nucleotide messenger RNA. The record is from the annotation of a GenBank genome assembly. NCBI's taxonomy places the organism in Eukaryota, Viridiplantae, Chlorophyta, Ulvophyceae, Bryopsidales, Ostreobiaceae.